GACCGUAUUUAUGAAGUAUUGAAGGUAAUCACUUCUGACACUCCACCUAGUUCACCACGUUCUACUUAUGUUAGAAUGCCCGCCCCUUUGCCGAAAUUAGUCAAGAUUACUAUUACUGGUCUACAGUCAAAUGGCAAUGCUGCCAUUGAUGAGAUUAUCCGAAGGACUCAGCUGCAAACAAGAGACUUCUCUAAACAUUGGGAAUGGAUUGAUCCUCAACGUUUAGAGGACAUCACUCAUUUCAAGGAUGGCGGUUUUGGCUCGGUUUAUGUAGCAGUAUGGAAAGAUGGAGACGGAAUUAUAAAAAUUGUGCAAUAA
Molecule: messenger RNA, 318 nt
Organism: Paraglomus brasilianum
Lineage: Eukaryota; Fungi; Glomeromycota; Glomeromycetes; Paraglomerales; Paraglomeraceae
Source: the annotation of a GenBank genome assembly